ACCUACCUACCUACCCACCUACCCACCUACCCACCUACCCACCUACCUACCUACUUACCUGCGUACCUGUCCACCUCCUUUGUGACUGUAAAUACAUCAGUUGACAUCUGGAAGGAGCUCCACUUGUCACAUCUAUUUCAUAGUAUUCGUAGACAGUUGAUACAAGAAGGUGUUCAAAGUGAUCUACGUCAUCCUACUGAAUGUUUUUGAUGGACAUGAAUUUCGAGGCAACCUAUCUAAUCUCUUCAAUGUACACUAAUGUUAGAGGAUAGUGAGAGAAGGUUUGUAGUAUGUCAGUGUUUAGGUAAUUUUAUUUUGAAAUUGAUUGAAAUGUUGACUAGUGGAUGACAAGUGGAGGAAUUCAAGCAUGAUACACGUUUUGUUGUAUCUUUAACUUCUCAACUGAAUGUGUUUGCUUGCCGAUCAGGUAGUUUCCAAUGGAGUUUGGGAUAUCCUGCCAAUCAGUGUUAUAUUAUCCGUGUCCGAUUUGAACGCAUUAGAUAAAUGUUCAUUUUGUAUGGAAAUGUAUUGCAUUGGUGAUGAAAUUAUUUGGUUGCCAUGUUUUCAUGCAUUUCAUCAUUACUGUUUUCUAGACUGGAUUUAUGAGGUAAAUAACUAUUAUUCCAAAAUAAGAAUCUUACUGAACUGAAUACUACUUAUAAGAAAGUAUAUCAAUAGUAUGUAAUGUUGACACAAAUAUAUCCUAUAUUUUUGCUAAAUCCCCCUCCAACAGCUAACGAAUUAACAGUGUAUGUUUUUUUGUGAUGUAAAUGGCGGGUAACUGUGUCAAUGAAUCAACUGUUCAAUGUCCAAGGUUUGCCGGGACUGGCUCCUCGAACACUGCACGCCAUAGUAUCUUCAUCUAAACCGAAAGUAAUGACAUGAGUUGAAGAGAAGUUCAAUAGGACAACGAAAAUUUUUAUCCUUUCCAACGUUUUCUGAUGUUCCACUAUAGACUACUGAUAUGCAUUUAUAUAAUUAGUGUUUAUCACACUAUGAUUCACAUGUGUUAGUAUCAGUCUUCUUUAAUGAUUUAUGAGUUUUAAAGCAGUUCAUAUGUUUUUCAUUGAAGUAGUUGACUACACUUCUAGCUGACCAGUGGACGUUCAAAUGUCAAGCAAGAUAUCAUGGUCUGAAUGAAACCAGUGUCAAGAUUGUCCUGUCUGUCGAUGGCCAAUCUUCGUAUUCGAGUAAUGUAUAGAUGAAUGUGGAUGUCAUAGUGAAAUGAAAGUGUGCAAUGUAUCACUAGAAAACUAUUUCUUCAAGACAACAAACAAUUCAGUACUUCAGAAAAGUCCUUCUUUUGCCUUUUAAUGAUUAAUUGAAUACACUUUUGAUUUUUUUUUUUAAUUCUAUACGGUGACAGAUUUUUGUAUUGGCAUAUAAAU
Molecule: messenger RNA, 1388 nt
Organism: Heterobilharzia americana
Lineage: Eukaryota; Metazoa; Platyhelminthes; Trematoda; Strigeidida; Schistosomatidae
Source: the annotation of a GenBank genome assembly